ACUACUUCCGUUUUACUUCCGGAUGAUCACAUUGUUGUCUGGCUGCAGUGUCCCCACCCACAUGUCAAACAACGGUAAAAUAUUCAUGCAUCACAAUGAAAAUCGUUACCUGGAACAUAAAUGGCAUCAGGACGUUCGGGGGCGGCAUUAAAAAGGCCCUCGAUUCACUGGACGCCGACAUUAUUUGCGUCCAAGAAACAAAAGUGACAAGAGAUUUGCUUGAUGAAAGAACUGCCAUCGUCGAAGGCUACAACUCUUAUUUCAGCUUCAGUCGAGGACGCAGCGGCUAUUCAGGGGUUGCCACUUACUGUAAAGACAGUGCCACUCCGUUCGCUGCUGAGGAGGGUCUCACAGGUCUGCUAACCAACCACGAAGGGGCCGUUGGAUGUUACGGUGACCAGAAGGACUUCAGCAGUGAGGAGCUGCAGCCUUUGGACAAUGAAGGACGAGCCGUUAUCACCCAGCACAGAAUUAUGUGUGGGGAGAAAGAGAAAAUGGUUACUGUAAUAAAUGUAUACUGUCCUCGAGCCGACCCUGAAAAGCCGGAGCGAAAGCAAUUCAAGCUGCAGUUCUACAAGCUGCUUCAGUGUCGGGCUGAAGCUCUGCUGAAAGAAGGGAGCCACGUGAUUGUUUUGGGAGAUGUGAAUACAUCUCACCGGCAAAUAGACCACUGUGACCCCAGCGACACUGAUGAUUUCAGUGAAAACCCUGGAAGGAAAUGGCUAAAUUCCUUUUUGCACAGUGGCAGAGAAGAGGGAGAAACGAAAGAAGAGGAGCCCAAUGAAGAAUCCGAGGUAACUUCCUCAGAAACAAAUUGCAGUGGAAAAUUCGUCGAUACCUUUCGCCUCUUCCACCCAACCCGCACCAGCGCCUUCACCUGCUGGAGCACCCUCACCGGCGCGCGACAGACCAACUACGGCACGCGCAUCGACUACGUAUUCGCUGACUGCCGACUGGCCAAGGAGCAGUUUGUGGCAGCCGACAUCAUGCCGGAGGUGGAGGGGUCGGACCACUGCCCCGUGUGGGGGCGGCUGAGCUGCUGUCUCCUGGCCAGCUCCAAGCCUCCGCCCCUCUGCACGCGCUACCUGCCCGAGUUUGCCGGCAAGCAGCAGACACUCUCCCGCUUCCUUGUUAAAGUGGACCAAAGGUCAGCUGCGUGGGAGAAGAGGGAUGCAUUACCCGGAUCUCAGGAGGAGGGGGAAAAGAGGGAGAAUUCUAACCCGUCCGGAGCGGGAAACGCCUCCGGCAAAAGACGGUCCUCGACGGCAGACUCUGUUGCGCCAAAGGGGAAGAAGACUAAGACAGUAAAGACUUCUCCAAACCCGCAGGGGAGCCUCCUGUCCUUUUUCAAACCCAAACUGGCAAAUGCUUUUCCCUCUACCGAGGCCCCUCUGAAGCAGCGUGUGGGAAAACCCCUCCGAGUGACUCCCUCCCAAGAAGCGCCGCCGCCGACGGGACCUUUAGCCGCACGGCACGCUGCGGGGAACCCGGAGGCCAAGAAAGGGCCGGCGCCCUCGGGGUUUUGGAAGUCUGUUUUUCACGGACCGCCACCACCGCCCUCCUGUAAGGUCCACGGGGAACCCUGUGUGCUUCGCACCGUGAAAAAGGAAGGGCCGAACGUGGGCAGGCAGUUCUUUGUGUGUGCCCGUCCUCAGGGACAUGCCUCCAACCCCGAGGCUCGCUGUAAUUACUUUACAUGGGUUGACAAGGGCAAGUGACGUGUGUACUUUGUCCCCCUGCUCAAACAAGUACUGUAAGACUACUGCAAGGAUGUCUCGUCAUUGGAACAAUUUUAUUUGAUUGUUUUUUUGUCUUUGCUAGAAAAAAUAAUAAACUAUUUUCUUAUAACUUUGA
This is a messenger RNA of Gasterosteus aculeatus aculeatus (three-spined stickleback), 1854 nucleotides long. It is a transcript of the gene apex2, whose product is annotated as APEX nuclease (apurinic/apyrimidinic endonuclease) 2. Gene Ontology annotation, molecular function: DNA-(apurinic or apyrimidinic site) endonuclease activity; zinc ion binding; double-stranded DNA 3'-5' DNA exonuclease activity. Lineage: Eukaryota; Metazoa; Chordata; Actinopteri; Perciformes; Gasterosteidae. The record is from RefSeq and is a predicted model, not a curated record. Gene Ontology annotation, cellular component: nucleus. Gene Ontology annotation, biological process: base-excision repair.